AUGGAGGUGAUUUCUAUCGGUAUACUUGCGUUGCAGGGUGCCUUUGCUGAGCAUGAGGCCUCACUGAAUAGGCUCGAUUUGAACAACAGGAAGCUCAACGUUGUUUUUGUACGCACUCCAGAUGAUCUCUCACGGUGCGAUGCUCUGAUAAUACCUGGAGGAGAAUCCACUACGAUCGCGUUACUGGCACGACUAGCUGGAUUGUCAGAACCUCUAAAGGAGUUUACCAGAACUAAGCCAGUAUGGGGAACCUGCGCCGGAGCUAUAUUGCUUUCACAAUCUGUGGUUGGAGCGAAAAAAGGAGGGCAAGAACUCCUUGGUGGAAUGUCGAUAAAAAUCGCGCGGAACGGAUGGGGUUCCCAGGUAGAGUCUUUCGAAGUUCCCUUGGAGCUAAACGGUAUCAAAGAAUCCACACGACCAUUUCAAGCCUUCUUUAUACGCGCUCCAGUAGUCCUCGAGCUCUCGUCUCUCCACGAUGAAUCACCAAUCACAGUCGUGGCCCGCAUUCCUCUCAACCUGCUUCCACCUUCUCUGAUCGAAGAAAACAUGACAGAAGAUGAUCCCCGGACCGUUGUCGCGCUCCGUCAAGGUCGCCAUCUGCUCACCACCUUCCAUCCGGAAUUGACUGAAGAUGACCGAUUCCACGAAUACUUCGUCCAAAGUUGUGUGCUUACACAAUAA
Molecule: messenger RNA, 681 nt
Organism: Lentinula edodes (shiitake mushroom)
Lineage: Eukaryota; Fungi; Basidiomycota; Agaricomycetes; Agaricales; Omphalotaceae
Product: SNO glutamine amidotransferase
Exons: 5
Coding region: 1-681 (226 amino acids)
Biological process (GO): pyridoxal 5'-phosphate biosynthetic process; pyridoxine metabolic process
Cellular component (GO): glutaminase complex; cytosol
Molecular function (GO): glutaminase activity
Source: RefSeq, a predicted model, not a curated record